CUUUUGUUUUGGCGCCGGGAGGCAUGGCGGAUUCGUCCUCCGAGGCGGGGAUUAUCGAGCAGCUGCGAGCGCUCGUUUCGGAUCUGUCGCUCAUGGUCUCCUAUAAGUGGCUGAGCAGGAAGUUUUUUAUUUCAUCCAAUGUGGCAAAACGGCUGCUCUACAAGUUUGUAGAAAAAUACGGGGACGGCUUGGAAGUCUUGUACUCUGUUUCGGGAUGGACUCAAAGCCAACCUCGGAGUUAUUCCGUUAAAGUAGUCAAGCUAUCGCAGCUUGAAGGAGCCAAAGCUCUUCUCGCGGAAGGGUCCUCCGUUCACAUCUACAGCAUCCAAGCUUCUGUCCCUAGAGAUCCAGCGCUGGUGUGGAGUCCAGACAACGUCCAAGCCGAGGAGUUUUUUAACCAGCCUCUCGAUGCUGUUAAUUGCCUUCGUGAUAACCGGUUUAGCGGAGUAUCAUGUUCUCUCGUGAAACGGGAUCACAAAGGAACAGUUUCCAGUUCUGCUCCAGCCUCUGAAAAAGCAUCAUUACCGCAAGGCUUGCCGCCUAAACCAGCUCUUAUGAAGAAUGAAACGAGCAUUGCGGCGAAAGCUUCAAAUGGUGAAACAAGUAAUCCGUCAGGAAGUUCAAAGCAGGCGAACUCUACAAGGGGUGACAAAGGUAAUGUCAGUGCAGGGACGGUAAAACAAGAAAAUGGUGAAGGAAGGCGCGAUGCAAACAAGCGCAAGGAAGGAAGUGCUACAGCGCAAGGAAGCUCGAUAGCCAACUUAUGGGGGCGUCCAUCAAACAAUUCAAAGGCAAGUCCACCAAAGAAUGGUUCUCCUCAAAAGCAAUUACCCGGAAAUGCCGAUGCUUGCAUAAAUGCACUGGAAGAGCAUGAAAACGGUGGUAGCAGUGACGACGAUAUUUCAAACUUUCGCCGCCUCAGGCGGGGUGGACAGAAGCGAAGGGUUGUUCUCGACGACGAAGUGUCCGAGCACAAGGAAGAAGAAGCAGCUUCGGAAGAAAAGGAAGAGGAAGAAGAAGAAGAAGUCAUCAGCCUCAUCUCUCCAGAGAAGAAAAUCGAAGAGACGAAGCACGAAGAUAAAGCAUCGAAUUCAAAUUCGAGGAGCGGUGACGAUAAACGCAUGGACCCCAAAAAGAAGAGAAAAGUCCUCAGAACACGCAUUGAUGAGCGAGGACGCGAAGUGACCGAGGUUGUCUGGGAUACGGAAGAACCCGAAAGCUCGAAGAUAGAAGAGAUAGAAAAGGUGAAAGCUCCCAACAAAACUGCUGCUCCACCACCGCCACCUCCAGCAAGCAAGCAUCCUGCUUCCAAGGCCUCCACCAGCAAAGCUUCCACAAAACCUUCGUCCAAGCCGGGCAAAAAAGCCGCUUGCGGUCCUCAACAAGGCAGCAUAACUUCGUUCUUCAAGAAAAAGUGAGCUUCAAACGUUUUGUCUAAUGGUUUUAUUCCAGAAUGAUCUCUCUGGAGACAUCCACAAGCUUCUGAGCUAAAUCUUAUUCUCCUCCAAACGAGUGCUGGUGGAAUGAAGAAAAAAAGAAGGAAAACUAAGAGUUACAGAUCAAACCAUGGGCUCCAUUCAAGUUGCGUGCUUCAAGCUCACUCUGGAACUAUAAAAUCAAGUUAUUCCUCUAUCAAAUCGACCGCCACCUUUUCGGGGUUGUGUGUGCCAGCUGAUAACUUAUAAGAGAAUCUGAGAGAAAAACAAACGAAAGUACUUCGAAAGGAUUACAUCUAAGAGAAUCUCGCUCUUUGAUCAUAUAAAACCUUACUUGACGAUGUUUCAAUUCUGUCAACUUGAGCAAUUGAUGACAGCCUUGAAGUGUAUGUGCUGUUUGUUCUUAUCA
Selaginella moellendorffii is the source of this 1845-nucleotide messenger RNA. RefSeq names its product DNA polymerase delta subunit 3. Gene Ontology annotation, molecular function: DNA-directed DNA polymerase activity. The record is from RefSeq and is a predicted model, not a curated record. The transcript is spliced from 8 exons. Lineage: Eukaryota; Viridiplantae; Streptophyta; Lycopodiopsida; Selaginellales; Selaginellaceae. Gene Ontology annotation, biological process: DNA synthesis involved in UV-damage excision repair; nucleotide-excision repair, DNA gap filling; DNA strand elongation involved in DNA replication. Gene Ontology annotation, cellular component: delta DNA polymerase complex; nucleus. The coding region runs from base 24 to 1418 and encodes 464 amino acids.